Molecule: messenger RNA, 429 nt
Organism: Pediculus humanus corporis (human body louse)
Lineage: Eukaryota; Metazoa; Arthropoda; Insecta; Psocodea; Pediculidae
Product: Phosphatidylinositol N-acetylglucosaminyltransferase subunit P, putative
Exons: 2
Coding region: 1-429 (142 amino acids)
Biological process (GO): GPI anchor biosynthetic process
Molecular function (GO): phosphatidylinositol N-acetylglucosaminyltransferase activity
Source: RefSeq, a predicted model, not a curated record
AUGAGUGAACACACUCCUGCUCCAACUCCUAGUCGAGGAGUUUAUGGCUUUGCCUUAUAUGUCCUAUGUGUAUUUAGUUUUAGUUUAUAUUUAAUUUGGGCAACAAUACCAGAUAAUGUGCUCCAUUCUUUUGGUAUCACAUACUAUCCACAGAAAUAUUGGGCCCUGGCUCUUCCAGUUUAUUUUAUGAUGGGUUUAGCAAUUUUUGCAUUUUUUAUUUAUCCCAGUAUCAAUCUUUUAUUGACACCUUCUUUACAUAAUUUGAAUACAGUCUCAGAUUCAUUUACAACUUAUUUAUGUUCAGAAAAUAAAUGCAACAUGUUGGAUCAUAGUGGGAAAGGAGAAAUUAAUAUUUACAGUAUUCCACCUGCAUCUGAUAUUCCUAUUUCUCAAAUUUGUCAAAUUUUGUAUUUUGAUUACUCUCAAUGA